CAAGUCAGAAAAAAUGCAUUUUGCCAAAGACGCAUGAGUUGUAUUGACGUAUGCAAUAUCGUUUAGUGCCAAAGCUAUCUUAAGUAUUAUUGUAUUUAAAUAGCUUAUUUUUCCAACAACAGUGUAUGCGUCAGGUUUAAUUCAGUCAUUUAACAAGAAUAGGCGUGAAAAUCUGUGAAAAUGAGGAAGAUUACACUUAUGUUGAUAGUGCUGCUCGGAGUGACACACUUUAUAUUGCCAAGCCGAUGUGAAGAGGAUGCAAAGGAUGAUUCAGCAGAAAAUCUUGGUGAAGAAGAUGUGGAUGAAGAUGAUGAUGACACUGAAGUUAAGGAUGAGAAUGGGGUGCUGGUCUUGACCGAUGCAAACUUUGACACCUUCAUGGAGGGCAAAGACACAGUAUUGGUUGAGUUUUAUGCACCUUGGUGUGGCCACUGCAAACAGUUUGUCCCGGAGUAUGAGAAAAUCGCUAAGGUGCUUCAAGACAACGACCCAUCUAUUCCAGUGGCAAAGGUUGAUGCCACUCAGGCUAAAGCCCUGGGCAGUAGGUUUGAAGUGUCUGGAUAUCCCACCAUCAAAAUCUUCAAAAAGGGGGAGCCAAUAGACUACGAUGGGGACCGAAGCGAGCAAGCCAUUGUGAAACGUGUUAAAGAAGUUGCCCAACCAGACUGGAAACCUCCUCCAGAGGCCACCAUUGUCUUGACUAAAGAGAAUUUUGAUGAUGUGGUGAACAAUGCAGACAUCAUCUUGGUGGAGUUUUAUGCACCCUGGUGUGGUCACUGUAAAAGACUUGCGCCCGAGUAUGAAACGGCUGCUAAGGAGCUCAGCCAUCGCACUCCUCCUAUUCCAUUGGGUAAAGUUGAUGCCACUGAAGAGAGUGAUUUAGCAACCCGGUUUGGAGUUUCUGGCUACCCAACACUUAAAAUCUUCAGGAAGGGCAAGGCUUUUGACUACAACGGACCAAGGGAGAAGUUUGGCAUUGUUGAUUACAUGACAAACCAGGCAGGGACUCCGUCAAAGCAAGUUCAGACUCUCAAACAAGUUCAGGAGAUCCUAAAAGACGGAGACGAUGUUGCGAUUGUUGGAGUUUUCUCUGGUGAAGAAGAUGCUGCAUAUGAGAAGUAUCAAGAAGCAUGUAACUCCUUGCGGGAAGACUACAAGUUUCUACAUACGUUUGAUAGCGAAGUUGCAAAAUUCCUCAAGGCUUCCCCAGGACAAGUUGUCAUGCUUCAUCCUGAACGGUUUAGAUCUAAAUAUGAGCCAGCAUCUCAUUCAAUAACAGUUAAAGAUUCCACACUUGCUUCAGAAGUGCAAGAUUUCUUCAAGAAGCAUGCACUGCCUUUGGUUGGACAUAGAAAACAAAGCAAUGAUGCAAAGAGAUACACCAAACGACCUCUUGUGGUUGUAUAUUAUGGAGUAGACUUCAGUUUUGAUUACAGAGUUGCGACACAGUUUUGGAGAAGCAAAGUGCUUGAAGUAGCGAAGGACUUCCCCGAGUACACAUUCGCCAUUGCGGAUGAGGAAGACUAUGCUGAUGAACUGAAGAGCCUUGGAUUGAGUGAUAGUGGUGAAGAGGUGAAUGUUGGCAUUCUUGGUGAGGGAGGAAAGAAAUAUGCCAUGGAACCAGAAGAAUUUGACACGGAUGUGCUUCAUAGCUUUGUUAUGGCCUUUAAAAAAGGCAAGAUGAAACCCAUUGUGAAGUCUCAACCUAUUCCCAAGAGCAACAAAGGACCAGUGACGGUUGUGGUGGGCAAAAAUUUCGAUGAGAUUGUCAUGGAUGCCAAGAAAGACGUCCUAAUUGAAUUUUAUGCUCCGUGGUGUGGCCACUGUAAAAAGAUGGAGCCAGAUUACAUUGCUCUCGGAAAGAAAUACAAGAAUGAGAAGAAUCUCGUCAUCGCCAAAAUGGAUGCCACCGCUAAUGAUGUGCCCCAUGAGAGUUAUAAAGUAGAGGGUUUCCCUACAAUCUACUUUGCUCCCAGCAACAGCAAGCAGAGCCCAGUCAAACUUGAAGGCGGUAAAAGGGACUUCGAGGAACUGAGCAAGUUUGUGGAAAAGCACGCCACAAAAUUAUCACAGAAAAAAGAUGAGCUCUAAGAGAUUCAGAGAAACCAUGAACUUUAUAUAAUUGCAGUUCCCAUUAAAUGGAAGUUCUCUGGAGGAAUUGGUGACCUUCAGGAAAAAGAAUGUUUUGAUUUAUUUUUGUCAUUUUUAUUUUGUUUCUGGGAUCAAAACGUUCAGAAAUAUCAUUCCAAACCAAGCACUGUAAAUUAUAUUUCUUCCUCGAAGUCUUUUAAAUAAAACAUUUAAAUUGA
Molecule: messenger RNA, 2309 nt
Organism: Triplophysa dalaica
Lineage: Eukaryota; Metazoa; Chordata; Actinopteri; Cypriniformes; Nemacheilidae
Gene: pdia4
Product: protein disulfide isomerase family A, member 4
Exons: 10
Coding region: 181-2091 (636 amino acids)
Biological process (GO): response to endoplasmic reticulum stress; protein folding
Cellular component (GO): cell surface; endoplasmic reticulum; endoplasmic reticulum lumen
Molecular function (GO): protein disulfide isomerase activity
Source: RefSeq, a predicted model, not a curated record